Messenger RNA from Labrus bergylta (ballan wrasse), 2870 nucleotides. RefSeq names its product fatty acid amide hydrolase 2b (gene faah2b). Lineage: Eukaryota; Metazoa; Chordata; Actinopteri; Labriformes; Labridae. Gene Ontology annotation, cellular component: endomembrane system. The record is from RefSeq and is a predicted model, not a curated record.
CCGAACAAAACGUCGUCCCCUCCAUCCCCUCUCUCUCUCUCUCCCUCCUCGGCUCCGACAUGGCUCAGAGCCUCGGGGAAUUGUUUCUGGUGGUGGUCUUCAAGGCGGUCACGGGUUUCUUGUGUCUGGUGUUUCGGCUUUUCGCUCCUCAGAGAUCCAAUCUGGUCGGGAAGAAGGUUCCGCCCGUCAGCGACCCGCUGCUGCUGCUGUCGGCGAAGCAGCUGGCCUCAAAGAUCCGAAGAAAAGAGGUUACUAGUGUGGAGGCGGUUCAGGCUUACAUCGACAGGAUCCAGGAAGUCAACCCUCUUCUGAACGCUGUCAUCAAAGACAGGUUCGAUGCGGCCCUCCAGGAGGCAGCCAUGGUGGACAAGCUGAUCGAGGAGGAAACUGGAGGAGAGGAGGUUCUGGAGGACCGACUGCCUCUCCUGGGAGUCCCUCUCUCCGUCAAAGAGUCGUACGCCCUCCAGGGUAUGCCUUACACCGGAGGUUUGGCCUCCAGGAAAGAUGUGGUGGCCACCGUCGACGCUCCGCCUGUAGCCUGGCUGAAGAGAGCAGGUGCCAUCCCGAUGGGCGUCACCAACACCGCUGAGAUGUGCAUGUGGAGCGAGUCCCACAACCGCCUGCACGGCAUCACCAACAACCCGUACGACCUGUCGAGGACAGCAGGAGGGAGCUCGGGUGGGGAGGGCAGUCUUCUGGGCGGGGCGGGCGCUGUCAUCGGCGUUGGCUCCGACAUCGGCGGCAGCAUCCGCAUCCCGUCUUUCUUCAACGGGAUAUUUGGCCAUAAACCUACUCCUGGCGUCGUGACCUCUGAGCACCAGAAUCCUCCGACCUCUGGCAGACAGGAGGAGUACAUCAGUAUUGGGCCCAUGUGUCGUUACGCCGAGGACCUGCUGCCGAUGCUCAAGAUCAUGGCGGGGCCCAACGCUCACAUGUUGCACUUGGACACAGAGGUUAACCUGAAGAAGUUGCGGUUCUUCACCAUCCCUCACGACGGCGGCUCUUUUUUGGUGAACCCGGUCAGCAAAGAGCUCAUUGACAUUCAGAAGAAGGUGGUGGAGCGUCUGGAGGAGGACCUCGGGGUGAUGGAAGAGGUGCAUUUCCCGGAGCUCCGCCACAGUAUCCAGAUGUGGAUCGCUUACAUGGGUCUCCCUGACGACAAUGGAAAGGCUCCGCAGUCAUUCGCUGCGCUUAUAGGGGAACCAGGUCGACCGGUGAAGCCGUUGUGGGAGCUGCUGAAAUGGAUGUGUGGGAGAUCGAGUCAUACCUUUGCCGCUAUCGGUCUCACCCUGCUGGAGAUUCACAGCUCCAAGGCGUCUCCGUUCAUCAUCGAGCAGAAGGAGAAGCUGCAGAAGGCGAUGGAGGAGCUGCUGGGGAGUGACGGUGUUUUUCUUUACCCCACCCAUCCCAGAGUGGCUCCAAUAACACACCACCCACUCUUCAGACCCUUUGACUUUGCCUACACAGGUGUUAUAAACAUCCUCGGGCUGCCGGCCACCCAGUGCCCUCUGGGUCUGAAUGAGGAAGGUCUCCCCCUCGGCGUACAGGUCGUUGCCGGGAAGCUGCAGGAUCACCUGACCCUGGAGGUGGCACUCUACCUGGAGAAGGCGUUCGGAGGCUGGAGGAAGCCCGAGGCCAUCUGAAACCACACACACACGCACACACUCUGAAAGCCAUGACCAAAUCUCCAGACCUGAGCUGGAUGGAAACAAGAAUGUCAAGAGGACAGUUUAUCUGACACGCUGCCUGAUGUAGUACACAAAUAGGUACAACCCGAUCGUGAAAGUGAAAAGUGAUUACCAUUUCACUUGAGUAAUGAGAUUUAAGAACUUUAACUGGGUUCAGUGACUGUGGCGUCAUGAGCACAAGCUUCAAAAAUAGAGUUUUGUUUUAGUGGUGUAAUGUUAAAAUGAGCAUUCCCAUUAUCAAACAAAACAAGUCUUAUGUGAAUUACAGAAGUUGUUUUUGGACUAAAUCUGUACACUUAACGUUAAACUAACAGUGAAUCUGCGUUUGAACUCUGACAAGUGAAAGCUUUUAAAUCUCACACCGUUGGAGGGGCUCAGAUGGGAGUUUGCUGAUGUACUCAGACUCAAUCUAUAUUGAAGCAUCAUAAAGGUGCCAGAGUGAUGAUCAAGUGUGUUCAGAAUAAAGAAACAAACGUGUCCAUGUUUUUCUCUAAAUGUGUUGGGAGUAGGGCUAAACAAUGUUAAACAAUGACAUUUUUUAAAAUCUCGAUUAAUCUCAAAAUUGUGAUAGUUAAUUGCAUUUUUAACAUGUUUGAAACUCCAUUAUUUUGCAGUUACACAUAAAAAUUGUUCGGCUUUUAUUUUGAAAUAUUGUGCCGUCUUACCCUAGGAGCACUUUACUUGCUGUUUAUUUUGCUUUCAUUUUGAAAUAAAUGAAGGACCUUCAAGAUUAAAGGUAAUGACAUUAUCUUAACCACGGAAAAAGACACUUGUUAGGGAUCAAAAACAAAUCAAAAGUUAUGUAAAAGUGAAAUGUUUGACAUCUUAAUGUGGAUAUCACUUUGGACUCAUUAGCUGAGCUGUCAGUUGUUUUUUUUUUAUGCCUUUGAGACAUUCAAAGAUGCAGCAGUGUCUUUCUUUUCCAUCACUGUGACUACAGGGAGGAUAAUCAUAAUUAACUAGUUCAUGCCGAGAGUUCUAUUUGGGAGGAAAGCUGAAAACAAAGUUCCCUAUUAAUACUGAUCAGUGGACAUUUGGUUUAUUGCACUUGUAAAAAAUGUGCAAAAUUCUCCCCGUGUUGAAAUGUGAAUGUUGCAUAAUGAGAAUUAAUCCCACGUGGUUCCUGUUUUCUGCUGCAAACAUUCGUUACAUUCGUGAUUAAAAGAAGAAAACAAAUCUGAA